Pygocentrus nattereri (red-bellied piranha) is the source of this 2684-nucleotide messenger RNA. RefSeq names its product leucine-rich repeat, immunoglobulin-like and transmembrane domains 2 (gene lrit2). The transcript has 3 exons. Gene Ontology annotation, molecular function: protein binding. Lineage: Eukaryota; Metazoa; Chordata; Actinopteri; Characiformes; Serrasalmidae. The record is from RefSeq and is a predicted model, not a curated record. Bases 29 to 1723 code for a protein of 564 amino acids.
GCAAACGCGUUGUGGAUGUGACUUUUACAUGACUAUGGAUACCAUUUUCAAUGCUUUUGGCUUGGGCUUAUUGCUUCUUUCAGUAAAUCACACCAACUCAAGCCAUUCUGAUUGUUUGACUGGAUGCACCUGUACAAGCAAUCGCCAUGGAAGGUCUCUCUUAUGCAUGGAAACAGCUAUAUUAGGGAUACCUGAAGACAUCCCUGAAGAUUUCACAAAAAUCAGAAUUGAGAAGUCCCAUCUGACUGAAAUCUCCAAGUCAGCAUUCAGUCGUUAUAAAUCGCUGGAACAUCUCUGGCUAAACUUCAAUGGCAUCGCUAUCAUCCACAUAAAGAGUCUGGAAGGAUUAAGUAAUUUGACAGAGCUCAGGCUAGAAGGCAAUAAACUGCGGUCAGUACCAUGGACAGCAUUUGAAGACGUGCCCAGCCUCAAAAUUCUGGACUUGAAGCACAAUCGUCUUGAUGUUCUCCCUGAACAUGCACUGAAAUAUUUGCCACGUCUGACCUACUUAGACUUAUCCUUCAAUCAGCUUACAGUCACGUCGAAAGAGGUCUUCUUAAAAUGGCCUGUGUGUGAGACAGCAUUUAAAAGUGGGGAAACUGCUGUUCCUAAUGUGGUUCUAGCGCUCCAUGAUAACCCAUGGUUCUGUGACUGCCGUCUCAAAGGUUUUGUUGAGUUUGUCACAUCGCUUAGUCCGCCAAUCAUACUGAUGAAUUCCUACUUAACAUGCAGUGGUCCAGAGUACAUGGUGGGGAAAUUCUUCCAUGAAAUCGAGCUGAAGACAUGCACAAAACCAGUGGCAACCACCCCAUCCACCAACAUCACCAUGCCGCUGGGUGCAAACAUCACUCUUCCAUGCUUUGCUAUGGCCAGACCAGAACCAGCUGUCUGGUGGACAUAUGGCCUUAAGAUACUAAGAGGAUUUCAUGAGUUUCAGACCCGUGUGAAUGAAGACACAAUCAAGUCUGAGCUGGUCAUUCCAUCCCUUCACCUAGCUGAUCAUGGUGUCUACACCUGCACAGCUAACAACUUCAUCGGAAAUACGUCUGUCAGCAUUCUGGUGGAUGUUAAGUCUCCUGAUGGCUCACAUCCCCUUUCCCCAGCUUUUCCUGCUGCAGCCACUGAGGAGAAUAUUUACAUUGAUAUCCGUAUUGCUAAGCAGACUGUUUAUGGCAUCACUAUUGAGUGGUAUGCCGUGAUGGAGAAACCUUCUGAGACCUGGUUCACCAUCCACUUUGGUCGCUAUGAUACACUCAAAAAGGAGCUGAUCUACAUCGGCCCGGGAAUCAACACCUACUCAGUCACAGACCUGCUGCCAGCUACCAAGUAUGACAUCUGUGUGACUCUGAAGAACCAAGCUCCCCGAAAUGGUCAGUGCAUUGUGUUUGUGACGGGCAGUGACAUGAGUGAAAUGGAGCAGAGAGAGAAGCUCAUUCACAUUGUGGUCAUUGUUUUGGCCAUGGUUCUGGCCGUGCCAGCAGGAAUGUAUGCUUGCACCACUGACACCAAGUUCUACUGUUUUGAACGUGGCAUGGAGAUGUGGAGGAACUGCAGGCGGGCAAAGCAAACAGACAGACCAGAAGAGGGCCAGGGGACCUUCGAUAGCCUGCAGGCUGCCAGCGAUGAAGGCCUCUGCAAGGAUUCCAGCGAGGGCCGCAAGACCCGCAGAAGGUCUGAUGACAGGACACAGAAAACCAAAUUUGACCACAAACCCACAAUAUAGUGAGACCAGAAUUUAUAUAAAUCGACUUCAAUUUCCACUGCACUGUGUAUCUGAAAUGUUCAUCAUGCUGGGGUGACCCACAGAUGGAGCUGAAGACCAAACUGAUAUGCAACUCAUAUGCAAUAAUCAAAAAAUCAUUUGGUGAUAUAAUCAGAUCUGCUACAGGACAUUUUCUCGUUCACAUCAAAUGGUGCUUUGAGAACAAACUGUAAACUUCAAAAGAUGCAGCAUAUCAAGUUCUGCUCCCAGUCUGACAGGUUCUUGAGAUGCACUCUGAAAACUGGAUCUAGCUAAGAAUGUCAUUAUCAUUAAAAAAUAAAAAGAGGUCAUAGAGAGUUCCUAAAGAUGUCUGUAAAAUGUUGUUUAAAUUAAUGUGAUAAUCCUCAUUGAUACAGAAACUGGCUAAAAUUUUCUGCAGCCCACCAUAACUGUCUUUUAGAUUCUCCCUUAUUUUCUAUCAUUUUGCAUUUCCCAUGUGGUUUUAUUCAUGUAGGAAUUGUGAAAUAGCACCAAGAGAGGGACAGUAAGGUAUGUUCAAGCAAAACCAUCCUUUCCAAAUGUUCUUUACUAUUACUGAUGUGUGAGCUUACUACAACUACAAAUUGGCAGUUGAUCUUAGUAUACUGCUAAUAGCUGGAUAUGACUAGGUGGCAGCUUGUCUCUUUCUUUACUUUCAUUUAAUUUCAUUUGCUUUUUAUGUUUUGGAAUAAUGUAACAUGUUGACAAGAGAGACAGACAAAAAGUCAUGUGUAUUGAAAACAGUUAGGCUGACAUGGCAGGCAAAAACAAGUAGAGCUGUGAUACCCAUGAACAUAAAUUAAGAAAACUAAGAGAAACCAAAAGUGCUAUAUCCAGAGACAGAUUGAGGUCCUGUGGUGCCUCUGGGCAUUACAGCUAUAAGGCCCUCUACCCAAGAACCCACUGAUAAUAAUCUAAGAAAAGGCAGUCAUCCAAGGUCCAA